UUGACGUCACGGGAUCGGGGCGGGGUCUGGCCGCGGUUGCUGUUCUCAGUGCUGAUUCUAGUCGGCUCGGUUAGGUUGACUGCGGGAGUUGAAGCAGAGGCUGACCAGAGAACUCGUUCAACCACCUUCACCCCGUUCAUUCUCCCUGCUAAAUAAAAUAAAAUAAAAACACCACAAUGGAUUGUUAGCGAAAGUGUGCAAUGGAUCAUCAAGAAUAAUGGAUUCGCUUGCCUGCAUUAUCCUGUUCCUUUCGGCUUUUCAUACCCAUUCUUCCGCCACUACCGACAGCAAAUUCGGUUGCUUGUUUGAGGAUGAGCUGUGCACACCCUAUGAGAUCUGUGUAAAUGAUUGGUUGUUCGGCAGGUGCCAGCGGGUUCCAGUGAUAGACGUAUACAGAUACGAAGUUUCACCUCCUGUUCUGCAGAGCCUCAGGAGCCUCCUGCUCAAGCUGUCUCACAGAGGUCUGACUUGGCAAGAUGACACAACCCAGCAGGUGAUUUCUAAAGAACUAUCCAAACUCCGAAAGAUCUAUCACAGGCGUCCCGAGUCCAGCUCCACAGACAGCAACAGCCAGCCCUGGGCUGGAGGUCAAGGUGUUGACAGUGAAAGAAGUGAUGGAAAGAAUGGAGAAGCUAACCUGGAGAGGUCUUUGCAGCAGUACCUUCAGUAUCUGGGGUUUGUACCCCAGUCAGCAGCACAGACCAAUCAGAAGGUUAAGAACAAGAAACCUCCCCUCAAGAGUGACGCAAUCCAGGCCAACCGUUUGAUUGAUUACAUCCGUCAGAAAUCCAUGACAAGAGGAAAGGCUCCUCAAUCCAUCUUCUCUCUUGCACCAUCUCUUCAGACACAGUAUCCUGAAUAUACCGCCCCACCAAGGUCCUUUGUUCCCUUCCACCUUGAUAGAGCCCCAGCCCAGGUAGAAGCAGUGGACUUCCCCAGCAAGCAGUCCGUAGCCAGCAAGGCUCUCCUCUCCACCUUAGAGGGGUACCUGGCAAAGAAGAUAGCAGCUCAACAGUCACACAGCGCUGCCUCUGAUGAGCAGCCCAAGGGCCCACUCAUUUACAACAGCAGGCUGAGUCAGCCUACGACCAGCCAAGUAGACAGCCUGAGCCUGAGUGAAGACGUGGAAAGCUACAAGGGCAAGAAACCACUUCAACCAAAACCUGACAGCCGGCCUCAGAGACCCCCAUCUGAUAGGCUGACCUACAAGACUGGCUUGAAACAAGAAGCUGCCAAGGAUCCCCUCAGCUUCAUGGAUGAAAGCUUCAUUGAGAAUGUGGUGAAGCAGCUGGGGAAGCACAGUGUCAGCAUGGACGGGCUGAGCCCCAAGGAACUGGACCAGCUGGCGGACGUGAUCGCUGACGCCCUGCAAGUCGUGGACCAGGGCGACACAAACCCACAGGAGAUGAAGAGAGUGUCUGCUCCCGGGAUGGAGGAGUAUGAGAAUGACAUGAUCGGGGAAGACGACAUGAUGCAAGAGAGGCAGUUAGAAGAAAAUAACCAAGUUCCAACUGAAAAGGACAAGAGCUUAGUUGCAAAGCUGAUUGAGUAUCUGGACCAGACCCCCAGCACCGAAGCCUCAGAGCUGGAUGCUGUGUUGACGGAAAGCCAAGGCAAGGAGACAGAGAGAUUGGAAAAUUCGGGUGAAUCCGUCAUCGAGAAGAAAGAAAUCGGGGUGGAAAAUGUGAGGAGCAAAACCACCUUGAAGUAUCUGGAGAAGAAAGAAGAGGGAGAGGAGGACUCCGAGGAGGCGGCUGAACUGCAGAGCUGGAUUCAUGACACUGUGCAGCCAGCCAGUUCCAUCUACGUCAAGCCCCACAAGAAAGACAUGAAGUUUGAGGAGGAGCUGCGACUCGAUGUGGAAUCUGGAGGCGAGGAACAGUAUGGUUACAUCGUGACAGACAAAGAAUCUCUUGACACAGACACGGGCCUGCACUUGAUAGAGGUUUUGGCUCAUCACCUGAAGCUACAGAUGAAGGAUUUCAUCGAUGUUGAGGUGCUGGGCUCCGCCGUGACCUUCAUAGUGAGCUCAAACUCACAGAACCUCACCACCGCAGAUGUGGCCAAUGCAGCAGUGGCACAGAAGGAGAAGAUUGAAAAGGAGACUGGAGUGAAAAUUCUGCAAGCUGGAAUGGGAGAUAAGAGCACAUUGAAGUUGCUGCCCCUCAGAUCAGAGAAGGAGGACUCUACAAAGUUCUUCGUUCUCACAGUUAUCACGAUUGUUUGCAUCGUUGGAAUCCUCGUGGGUUCUGGAGUUGUGUAUUGCCUGCGCCAUCGCUCUCACCACAAGCUGAAGGAAAAGCUCACCAGGCUGGGGAGCGACGCUGGCUCAGAUGCCACUGCCGCCUAUCAGGAGCUGUGCAGGCAGCGUAUGGCAGUGAAGACGGCAGAUCGUCCGGAGCCCCACCACACCUCCCGCAUCAACAGCGCCUCAUCCCAGUUCAGUGAUGGGCCGAUACCGAGUCCCACAGCACGCAGCAGCACCUCCUCCUGGUCUGAGGAGCCGGUGCAGUCCAACAUGAACAUCUCUACCGGGCACAUGGUUCUGUCUUACAUGGAGGACCACUUGAAGAACAAGAAUCGCCUGGAGAAGGAGUGGGAGGCGCUGUGUGCUUAUCAAGCAGAGCCGAACGUCGCCACAGUCGCACAAAGGGCCGAGAAUGCUAAGAAGAACCGCACUGACAAAGUGCCUGUCUAUGAUCACUCCAGAAUAACCUUGAAGGUUGAAAAUAACCGUGGCAAUUCAGAUUACAUCAAUGCAAGUCCAAUUAUGGACCAUGAUCCCAAGAGCCCUGCAUACAUUGCUACUCAAGGCCCACUGCCUUCUACUGUCGCAGAUUUCUGGCAGAUGGUCUGGGAGAACGGCUGUGUCGUUAUUGUGAUGCUGACACCACUGACUGAAAAUGGAGUCAAACAGUGCUACCACUACUGGCCAGAUGAGGGUUCAAACCUCUACAAUAUUUACGAGGUAAAUCUUGUAUCUGAGCACAUCUGGUGUGAGGAUUUCCUGGUGCGAAGCUUCUAUCUGAAGAACCUGCAAACGAACGAGACACGCACGGUGACACAGUUCCACUUCCUCAGCUGGAUGAACCAGAGCGUCCCCGAGUCCACCAGGUCCCUCCUGGACUUCCGCAGAAAAGUAAACAAGUGCUACCGGGGACGCUCCUGUCCAGUAAUUGUCCACUGCAGUGAUGGCGCAGGAAGAAGUGGGACGUACAUUCUGAUUGACAUGGUUCUCAAUAAGAUGGCUAAAGGUGCUAAAGAGAUUGAUAUUGCUGCUACACUGGAGCACUUGAGGGACCAAAGACCAGGCAUGGUCCAAACAAAGGAGCAGUUUGAGUUUGCAUUGACAGCCGUUGCAGAGGAGGUGAAUGCGAUACUCAAAGCUCUUCCACAGUGAGAGUUCAGAGCUGCUUCAGAUACUCACAGCUCUUCCGCAGUGAGAGAUCAGAGCUGCUUCGGCUCCCAGAGGAUUCUUCUUUAGGUUCUGUAUCCUGUCAGUCGAUGUUGUACGAAAAACCGGGACCUGAUCUCUUAACUGUGUAUCUUUUUAUUGUAAUCUGUUAAAAAAAAAAAAAAAAAAAAAUACUCAAAAUGGUUCAACAGAUGUUUUUUUUUUUUUAUUUUAUUUUUUUUUUUGUUUUUUUUUAAAUAAUAAAUUAACAGAUCUAAAAUUGGUUUAGCUACGUCUGCCUGCUGUGGAUCAGUUCAAUAAAUGAAUAGGGCAUUUUAGUGAUAUUUCCAAGAGCUUGGCCCCAUUGAAUUCCAUUAUAUUCUGGCCAGGGCAUUUCAAUGUGGUGAGGAUGCAAAACACAUAGGCCUCUUUUAAUGCCUUUUCAUAAAAAAUACAUUAACAUUCUGCCAUUGCAGUGAUUAAAACUCAAUAAUAAUAAUAAUAAUAAUAAUAAUAAUAAUAAUAAAUAAUAAUACAAAAUUCAUUGUGAAAGCUUGAUCUGAUCCACACUUGAAACUUCAUUAUUCUGACCUAUUUAAAUUAUAAUGGAUAUCAGUAAAAAUAUUGGUAGAAAUCCAAAGUGUUUGGUUUUACUAAAUUUAUUAUUAACUACAGUUGCAGAAAGUGGUGUUAAUAGCAAUUAAAGAAUAGUCUUUGUCUGUAUAUAGUCUAGUAAUGUAAGACUGAUCAUGUAGCUUCACCAUGUAACAGUUUCGUUCUCAGAGCUGCACAAGACUGCUCACAGUGCCCUGCUUUUGAUUUAUAAACUGGUUGUGUGUUGUGUUUUCAUUUGUGAAAUGUUAAGUAUUAUAAUUUGCUUACCAUUAUGUAACCCUCUAUUUUAAUAAGGCUGUUGAAGCUGCAGCCUCCUGCAUCGUUAUGUAUGUGUGCUUUUAUUCUUUUAUGUCGUUGACAAAGCCUUCUAGGGUCACUGUAAAAGUAAAUCUUUGUCACAGUAACCAGCUGGCGAUUCGUUAUGAUUGGGGUAACUUUUCUUUGUCACUGUAGUUUCAGCAAGGCCAGUGAUUAGGUUGUUAAAACAAGUCUAACCUCUGUGUGAACACACUAAUAAAAGA
Molecule: messenger RNA, 4530 nt
Organism: Polyodon spathula (Mississippi paddlefish)
Lineage: Eukaryota; Metazoa; Chordata; Actinopteri; Acipenseriformes; Polyodontidae
Product: receptor-type tyrosine-protein phosphatase N2-like
Exons: 23
Coding region: 218-3400 (1060 amino acids)
Biological process (GO): protein dephosphorylation
Cellular component (GO): secretory granule
Molecular function (GO): protein tyrosine phosphatase activity
Source: RefSeq, a predicted model, not a curated record